AAAGCUGUGAUUGGAGGUGAGCUGGGCAUGCGUGCAAAGUAAAAAUGGCAGCUACCAUAGUGAGAAACAUCGGGUCAAAGCUGGGCAAGAACCUGAGGGAGGUCAGGAUCCAUCUGUGCCAGAGGUCUCCGGCGAGUCAGGGGGUCAGAGACUUUAUUGAACAGAACUAUGUGGAGCUGAAAAAGGCCAAUCCAGACUUUCCUAUAUUAAUCAGAGAAUGCUCAGAGGUUCAGCCUAAACUAUGGGCAAGAUAUGAAUUUGGAAAGGAGGCGAGUGUCUCCCUUAAUAAUCUAAAGGCUGAACAAGUAGCCAAAGCCUUGGAGUCUGUUGCAAACAGCAAGCCAUAAUAAAUCCCAUGUCACCAUACCAAUAGAUACAUUUUGCCUUGAUGGACUUUGUACAAGAUGGUAAAGAACUUUGCAUUUUGGACUGUAUUGUAUCAAUCGCAUCACAGAAAUCAAACUGCAUUAAACCAUAUUUAACUUUAUUAGAAAAAUAUAAACACUUCUUGAACAAAUGACAAUAAAAAAUUCUAAAGUC
Molecule: messenger RNA, 540 nt
Organism: Rana temporaria (common frog)
Lineage: Eukaryota; Metazoa; Chordata; Amphibia; Anura; Ranidae
Gene: NDUFA2
Product: NADH:ubiquinone oxidoreductase subunit A2
Exons: 3
Coding region: 45-347 (100 amino acids)
Source: RefSeq, a predicted model, not a curated record